AUGCUUUCGAAUCCAUCAAAAAAGUACAAGAAAUUUGUGCCUUUGAAACUUCCUAAUAGACAAUGGCCAGACAAGACGUUUGAAAAACCACCCCGCUGGCUCUCCACCGACCUUAGAGACGGAAACCAGUCUCUUCCAGACCCCAUGUCUGUCGAGGAGAAAAAGGUGUAUUUUAAGAAGCUGGUCGAGAUCGGGUUCAAGGAGAUUGAGGUCGCAUUCCCUUCUGCCUCGCAAAUAGACUUCGAUUUUACCCGGUUCUGUGUCGAGACUGCCCCAGAAGACGUGUCGAUCCAGGUUCUUUCUCCGUGCCGGCCGGAACUGAUCAAACGGACAAUCGAGUCUCUGACCGGAGCCAAACGCGCCACAAUCCAUCUGUAUUUAGCCACCUCUGACUGUUUCCGCAAUGUCGUGUUUGGUUUGUCGAAAGAGCAGACUUUGCAGCUUGCUACCGAGUGUACCAAAUUGGUCAAGAGUCUCACCAAGGACGACCCUAAACACAAAGACACCAUCUGGUCGUACGAAUUCUCGCCAGAGACUUUCAGUGACAGCGAUCCAGACUAUGUUGUCCAGGUUUGCGAGAGUGUAAAGGCCGCCUGGGAGCCGUCACACGAGAACCCGAUCAUCUUCAAUCUUCCAGCCACCGUCGAGAUGUCGACUCCAAACGUGUAUGCGGACCAGGUGGAAUAUUUCUGCACUCACAUUUCUGAUAGACAGUCUGUUUGUGUUUCUUUGCAUCCGCACAACGACCGUGGCUGUGCUGUUGGUGCUGCCGAGCUGGCACAGCUUGCGGGAGCAGACAGAGUCGAAGGAUGUUUAUUUGGAAAUGGAGAGCGGACAGGUAACGUUGACCUUGUGACGCUUGCACUCAAUCUGUACACACAGGGAAUCCAUCCGAAACUCGAUUUUUCCGACAUCAAGUCUGUGAUUGACGUUGUGGAGAGAUGUAACAAAAUUCCUGUUCAUCCUCGUGCUCCUUAUGGAGGCCAGCUUGUUGUUUGUGCAUUUUCUGGCUCGCACCAAGACGCAAUCAAAAAAGGUUUCGAAAAGAGAAAGGAUCCAAAGGAGUACUGGCAAAUUCCAUAUCUUCCCCUGGAUCCGCAGGAUAUUGGCCGUACCUACGAGGCCAUUAUUCGUGUGAACUCGCAAUCUGGAAAGGGAGGUGCUUCGUGGAUCAUUCUGCGCAAUUUGGAGAUGGAUCUUCCUCGUGGCUUGCAAAUCAACUUCUCCAAAGUUGUCCAGGAUGCCACCGAGAAGAAAGGUAGAGAGCUCAAGACGAACGAGAUCGUGGAUCUGUUCAAGAACGAGUAUCUGUUGUACAACUUUGAUGAAGAGGAGACUCUGGAGCCUGCUGGUCAUCUGUUCAAACUGGACAAUUACGAAUUGACCAACAAAUCGGACAAAGUGAGAGAACUGAGUGCGCAGAUGUCGAACUACGAAGGGUCUGUUUCUUACAAAGUUAUUGGAGAGGGAAAUGGUCCGAUUUCUGCGUUUGUGAACGGACUGAACAAGAAGUUCAAGUCCAAGUUCCAGGUGGUGAACUACCAUGAGCACUCUUUGGGAGCAGACUCCAACUCCAAGGCUGCGGCUUACAUAAGCUGCAAAGUGGACGACGAGCACUUAAUCUGGGGUGUCGGCAUCAACGAGGAUGUCAGCACGGCCAGUUUCAGCUCUUUAUUGAGUGUCAUCAACCAGGGAAUCCGGAUGGGUGUCAUUAAAGAAAUGAGAGCCUGA
This is a messenger RNA of Ogataea philodendri, 1731 nucleotides long. RefSeq lists its product as uncharacterized. Gene Ontology annotation, molecular function: 2-isopropylmalate synthase activity. Lineage: Eukaryota; Fungi; Ascomycota; Pichiomycetes; Pichiales; Pichiaceae. The transcript has a single exon. The record is from RefSeq and is a predicted model, not a curated record. Gene Ontology annotation, biological process: L-leucine biosynthetic process. Bases 1 to 1731 code for a protein of 576 amino acids. Gene Ontology annotation, cellular component: mitochondrion.